AUGUCCACAACAGCAUGUGACUGGGUGUCCUCAAAUGAGAGGUGUCUUGCCAGGACUAUGGCAAAUCAGGAAGCCACUCCAGGAAGCCAAUCAGAGGAGAGCAAUGCUUUGGACCUGCCAUCAGCUUAUGACAUAAGGGAUUACGUGUUGCAGAGACCCAGCCAGGAGGCCAACAGUGAGGCUUUUAGUUCUGAGGAAGCCCUUUCUAUUCCUUGCUCUUCUGAUACGGAUCCAGACACUAGUAACUUAAAUACUGAACAAAAUGAUUCCUGGACCUCUGAGAACUCCUGGCUUGACCCUUCUGUGAAGGGCCCACCAGAGACAAAGGCAGAGGAUGCUGGACUUCGGAAAUCUCUGGACACAUUCUAUGAAGUAUUUGGCCAUCCACAGCCAGCCUCUGGAAAUUCACUCUCCACAUCUGUCUACCAGUGCCUGUCUCAGAAAAUCAAUGAACUGAAGGGCACGGAGGACCAAAAGUACACCCUCCGCAGUUUUCAAAUGGCACGGGUCAUCUUCAACCGGGACGGCUGCUCCAUCUUACAGAAGCAUUCCAGGGACGCCCACUUUUACCCAACCAGAGAAGGAAGUGCGUCUCUGGAGGAUGAAAAGCUGACCCCAGGACUUUCAAAAGAAAUUAUUCAUUUCCUCUUGCAGCAGAACUUGAUGAAAGACCCAUAACUGUUGCCUGGUGGUGAGAGCAAGCAUAUGGGGGGUAGCCCUGUGGCUGAUACUGUUGGUGCAUCACCCAGAACCCCUCAGGUCUCUUGCCAGCUCUGUGUGCCCAACCCCCAGCUAAGUGCUUUGCAGGCAAAGGCUGGCAUCUGUGAUCUGGUCCUGGAGCCGGUUCAGCCCAAAUGGAGAGCCAGCAGUGUCUGGGGGUUUUAUUGCCUCCAUGGCCACCCCAUCUCCUACCCCACCCUUUGACCUAAGGCUGGUGACCAACUGGUUUGGGAGUCUGAAAGUCCAGCUUCCUUGUCUCUAGGAAGGACAUGCUCUGAGACAUGAUUCAAGUUCCAGAGCUCUCCUCCUGAUCAGGCCAAGGCUGGGGCUUCGCAUGAAAUCUCACUCUUGCCUGGCUCCUUCCUUCCCCUGUCCUUCUCCCACUCACUGGUGUCUCCUGGGAGCGUUUCCUUAAUAAAUCUCUUGCACCUGAA
This is a messenger RNA of Lipotes vexillifer (Yangtze River dolphin), 1154 nucleotides long. RefSeq names its product shieldin complex subunit 1 (gene SHLD1). Gene Ontology annotation, cellular component: site of double-strand break. Gene Ontology annotation, biological process: positive regulation of isotype switching; positive regulation of double-strand break repair via nonhomologous end joining; negative regulation of double-strand break repair via homologous recombination. The coding region runs from base 1 to 678 and encodes 225 amino acids. The transcript is spliced from 3 exons. NCBI's taxonomy places the organism in Eukaryota, Metazoa, Chordata, Mammalia, Artiodactyla, Lipotidae. The record is from RefSeq and is a predicted model, not a curated record.